AUGAAGUUUAGUGCCGAUGUUAGCUCCUCUUGCAGAAAGAGCAGAAAGGCUCACUUCUCUGCCACCUCCGAUGUUCGUCGUAAGAUCAUGAGUGCUCCUUUGUCCAAGGAACUCAAGGAAAAAUACAACACCCGUGCUAUUCCCGUUCGCAAGGAUGACGAAGUCAUGGUUGUUCGCGGUACUUACAAGGGCCGUGAAGGUAAGGUUGUCCAAGUUUACCGUAAGAAGUGGGUCAUCCACAUUGACCGUGUCUCUCGUGAGAAGGUCAAUGGUGCCACUGCUCCUAACGGUAUCUCUCCCUCCAAGGUUGUCAUCACCAACCUCAAGUUGGAUAAGAGCCGUGUUGCUAUCCUUGACCGUAAGGGUAAGAAGGUUGGCAUGAAGCAGGUAACGUCACAUGGGUUGAUUGUCAACACGAUCUGUUAUUAACACUGCUUUUUCUCUUUACUAAAUUCUACUUGUAAUUUCAUUCAUAAUAUACUAUUUUCUUUGAAAUGAUUAAU
This is a messenger RNA of Mucor mucedo, 503 nucleotides long. Its product is annotated as translation protein SH3-like domain-containing protein. Gene Ontology annotation, cellular component: cytosolic large ribosomal subunit; ribosome. The transcript has 3 exons. Gene Ontology annotation, biological process: cytoplasmic translation; ribosomal large subunit biogenesis. Gene Ontology annotation, molecular function: RNA binding; structural constituent of ribosome. The record is from RefSeq and is a predicted model, not a curated record. NCBI's taxonomy places the organism in Eukaryota, Fungi, Mucoromycota, Mucoromycetes, Mucorales, Mucoraceae. Bases 1 to 429 code for a protein of 142 amino acids.